AUGGCGUUGGCGGUAGCUGUGGGAUUUGCGACAAUGACACAUUGGUUGGCUUCCAUGGUUGAAAACCGUGAGCCAGUGUCUAAUGAUAAUCGAGAAUUGGCCGACGUGGACCCCCCUGCAUCUCUUCUUUCAUCAGCUGAAUCAUCGUCAGCUUCCAUGGUUGAAAACCCUGAGCCAAUGCCGGAGGAAAAUCAAGAAUUGGUCCCCUCUACAUCUCUUUUAUCAUCAGCAGCUCCUUGGCAGAAGUAUGACGUUUUUCUGAGUUUCAGGGGUGCAGACACUCGUAAGGGUUUUGUAUCCCACUUACACCAUGAAUUGCAGACUGUGAGAGGGAUUCAAACAUUCAAGGAUGACAAAGAUCUUGAAACAGGAAGCCCUAUUUCUUCAAGUCUGCUAAAGGCAAUCGAAGAAUCAAAUUUUGCAAUUGUUGUUCUGUCGGAAAACUAUGCUCAUUCUGCAUGGUGUUUGGAGGAACUUACAAAGAUUUGUCAAUGCAUGAAAGACAAGAACAGAAUCCUACCCCUGUUUUAUUAUGUCCAACCAAGUGAUGUGCGGCAUCAAAAUGGGACUUUCGGAGAUGCUUUAACUAAGCAUGGAAACUUGGGCCGGCACAAUUCAGAGAAGGUGCAGCGGUGGAGGGAUGCUUUACACAGAGUGGCCGGUUUCUCUGGGCGUAAUGCACAAGAUUUUCAGACUGAAAGAGAUCUUGUCGAAGCCAUUGUGGAUACUGUGGGCAGUAAAGUACGACCUAUUGAAACUGAGUUUAUUAUUUCCUCGAUCCAUUUUGAACCAUUUCAAGCAACAAGAGAAGCCAUGGAUAAAGUAAUGGAGGCGCUAAAAGAUGAAAACAUCACUAUCAUUGGGGUUUACGGAAUUGGAGGUGUUGGAAAGUCAACAAUGGUGGAACAUGUUGGUUUAGAAGCCCAAAAAAAAGGCUUUUCCCUCAGGUGA
Messenger RNA from Rosa chinensis, 951 nucleotides. Its product is annotated as toll/interleukin-1 receptor-like protein. Lineage: Eukaryota; Viridiplantae; Streptophyta; Magnoliopsida; Rosales; Rosaceae. Bases 1 to 951 code for a protein of 316 amino acids. The record is from RefSeq and is a predicted model, not a curated record. The transcript is spliced from 2 exons. Gene Ontology annotation, biological process: signal transduction.